This is a messenger RNA of Mirounga angustirostris (Northern elephant seal), 6287 nucleotides long. RefSeq names its product caspase 10 (gene CASP10). Lineage: Eukaryota; Metazoa; Chordata; Mammalia; Carnivora; Phocidae. Gene Ontology annotation, molecular function: protein binding. The record is from RefSeq and is a predicted model, not a curated record. Gene Ontology annotation, biological process: proteolysis; regulation of apoptotic process. The transcript has 8 exons. The coding region runs from base 190 to 1635 and encodes 481 amino acids.
CAAAGAGAAGAUCCAGUUUUCACUUGCAGAGGCAGCAAGUCUUGGGUUCACUUCCCGCGCAAAUGGGAGUUUCUCUGGAACUUGGAUUACGCCGAGGAUUCUAAUUUCUUUAAAACUUUAUUUUCAGGCAAUUUCCCCUGGAACCGUUUACCUCCAGAGGAUCAACGGAAUUGGAUCUGAAGGCUGGCCAUGACAUCUCAACGUCAGAAUUCGGGUUUCCGUUCAGAUGAUAAUGGUCAAUCAAGCUUCCGUGGGAAGCUUCUGACUAUUGAUUCAAAGCUGGGGAACCAAGAUGUGGAGGGCUUAAAGUUUCUCUGCCGAGACUGCGUCUCCCACAAGAAGCUGGAGAAGUCCAGCUCAGCCUCAGACAUAUUUGAUCAUCUGUUGGAAGAGGAGUUGCUGAGUGAGGAAGACCCCUUCUUUCUAGCGGAACUCCUCUACAUAAUCAAGCAGAAAUCGCUGCUGCGGUACCUCAACCAAAGCAAAGAGCAAGUGGAGAGUUUGCUGCCUACCCGAGGGAGGGUCUCUCUGUUCAGAAACCUGCUCUAUGAACUGUCAGAAAGCAUCGGCUCAGAGAACUUAAAGGACAUGAUCUUCCUUCUGAGGGAAUCGAUUCCCAAAAUCCAGAUGACCUCUCUAAGUUUCCUGGCAUAUCUGGAGAAACAAGGUCUAAUAGAUGAAGAUAAUCUGAGGUUACUGGAGGAUCUCUGCAGAAGAGUUGUACCUAACCUUAUGAGAAAGAUAGAAAAAUAUAAAAGAGAGAAAGCCUCCCAGGUAGUGAGACCUCCAAUAGACAGAGAACCUGAGUCAUUGCAUCAAAGAGGGGAAGGACCAUUUUCCCGUUCAGACUUUGAACAGUUGUUAGAAGCCUUACCAGCCUUACCGGAGGCAAAUGUGUACAGGAUGGAUCGGAAACACAGAGGCCACUGUGUUGUUGUCAAUAACCACAAGUUUACCUCAAUGUCCGAUAGACCAGGGACUGAUAAAGACGCUGAGCACUUGAGGCAUGUGUUUGAGUGGCUUGGGUUCAGUGUACAUGUAUAUGAUAAUGUGACCAAAGGACAUCUGGACAAGGUUCUGCAGGAAUAUAAGUGUCAUCCAGGCCAUUCUGACGGAGACUGCUUCGUGUUCUGUGUUCUGACCCAUGGGAAAUUUGGAGCUGUCUACUCUUCAGAUGGGACCCUUGUUCCCAUUCAGGAGAUCACGUCUCACUUCACAGCCCAGCAAUGCCCUGGUCUGGCUCAUAAGCCCAAACUCUUUUUUAUCCAGGCCUGUCAAGGUGAAGAGAUACAACCUCCUGUAUUCGUUGAAGCAGAUGCUGUAAAUCCUGAGCAUGUAUCCCCUUCCCUUAAGGACAGUAUUCCCGAUGAGGCGGAUUUCCUUCUUGGCCUGGCCACUGUCCCUGGCUACGUAUCCUUUCGGCAUGUGGAGAAAGGCAGCUGGUAUAUUCAGUCUCUGUGUAAUCAUCUGAAGAGCUUGGUCCCAAGAAAUGAAGAUAUCUUAUCCAUCCUCACUGCUGUCAACAAUGAUGUGAGUCAACAAGCAGACAGACAAGGAACAAAGAAACAAAUGCCCCAACCCGCUUUCACACUACGGAAAAAGCUAGUAUUCCCUGUGCCACAGGAAAAACUUUAAUAGUAGAGAGUUCUCAUUGACUCUUGGACUUGAAAUGAGGCUUUGGUCAUCCAUUCCAGUCUCCCACCCAUCACAGGAAUCAAUGAUAGAUGGUGAGCUGGCCUGCAUAUGUCAUUCUAAUUAUUGGAAAUACCCUAUUUUCUCAUGCAGCAAAAUCUUUUUUUUUCCCUUGUUCUUUUUGACAAGUCUGAAUGUUUGAACACUUUCUUUCUUGAAGCUUCAGACUGUAGUCUUGGCUUUGGUUGCACGCCCUGGGAAAAAGCAGUUGGCCUUGGUUUGUGCAUCCGUGAGGUAAAGGGUGGAACCACGUAGAUUUUCAGAUUCCUUUGAGCUUUAAGAACCACUGUUCUUAGCCUCAGUUGAGCUUCAAUUUCCUCUCUACGUGACCACCCCUUGUUACCAUUCUGCAUCCCCUCUGCAUGGCCUUGUUGUGGACAUUGGAUAAUGGUAGAGAUCACACAUGGUUCAUUGACCUUCUCUGCUCUCCCCUUCCUAAGGUUCCUCUCCUGCACAUCUACCUAGGUGAAAAUUUGGUCUAUACGGUGCUCAUUUCCUGCUUUAGUGUAAGGAAGGUAUUCCUGCAGGAACUGUUUCUCUUGGGUCAGGAACAGGUUCGGCUCUAGGAUGCUGAUAGUCUGAAUGAAGAGAGACACACUCAGCAACUCUGGGAGCAGAGACUUUACAGCCUGAGAUUAAAUCCCAUGUUGGUCAGACCCUUUCAGAAGCUGAUAACCGAACACCCAUGUCAAGCCAACUAAAGCAAAGAAGGGAAUUUAUUGUCUUAGUCGUCUGAAAACACACAUAUGGGUGGGCUGGCUUCCGAUGAGGCUUGAAUCAGGACUGAGUCUGCACGAUAGCAUGUCUCUCUUGGUCAGGGGUUCUCUCGAUGGCUGUGCUGUGCUGACUACGGUCAACAGCCCCUCUCUGUUCCUCGGUCCAAAGGAUGGAGGAGGGAGGCAGCCUGAGGGUCUGAAGCUGUUCACAGGGGAUGUUGUUCUCUCCUUAGAGAGUUGUUCGGCUGUGCCUUGGAGGGUGUGGUUCUGUCUGGAAGACUUGAUACUUCUUACAUUAAGGCUUUGAAUAUCUUUAUUUAUGUGAACUUUUUUUUUUUUUUUCAAUUUCAAGAGGAAUUUUUUUUCUCAGCUCCUGCAGGAGGGAGGUUGAAAGUCCUCUCCUUAAGGCCUUUAUUUCCAGAUGAAGAAGUUGAGGCCCCAGGAGGCAAAGUGAUUUGCUACAGUCCCCCAGAUGGCUACUAUUUAUAGGAUUUUAUUUCCCACUUGAGUGAACUGGAAUAUCAUGGAUAUAGCAGGGCUUUAGGAACAUUUCCUUGGGUAUUCAGAUGUUCAUGAAAGGUGUCAGGGAAUGAAGAAAAAUAACUCUCAGUAAUGCCUGAUUUUGCAGUUAUUCAUGUGAAAGUCACAUUAAUUUAUGGUGUAUUUGCUAUGAGAACUAUUCAUAAGAAGUUUUUUAUAAUAGUAAUUAUGUAGAUGGAGCUAGUCAUUACGUGGAUUUGAAUGUAGCUUGACCAAGGAAAGGAAUGUAAUAAAUAUGUCAGAAUAAUCUUCCCAAACCAGUGUUUAUACAAGUCAAAGCUAACUGCUGGUGGUUACAGUCUUUGUCCAACUGAAUAUACACAGCUUUGGGCCAUUUCAUAAAAGCUUCUCUGCGAGUGAAGGAUGGUGUGGUUCAAAACAAAAAAGCAAAGAAUCUGGAGAGGGAAGCCUUGGGUUUCCAUUUGGCCUUGUGACUCCCUUGCUCUGAGACACUAAAUCAAGGUAGUUUUUCGAGCCUUAUGUAUGAAGUAGAGAAAAAUGACCUAUUUAAGAUAAGGAUUUAGGGGAAUAUAUAAUAUACGAAUAUCAUAAUAAAUAUAUAUUUCUCCAUUUAAAUCCAGUUGUUGCGAGGUCCUAUAAGACCGUUAGGUGGCAGAUACCUCUGGCAGUAACCUCAAUGGAAACAGCAGAGUUUGAGUUCCUUUGCGUCUAAUUCCAGCUGAGUUUUAGCCGCAGAUCAACCCUAGCAAUCCCCACUGGUGUCCUCUGAGUGAAGUGCUGGUUCUUCCCUCACUGAUCACAGUGUCCCCAGCUCUCGGCUCUGAGUCCUGCUGGACGAGACACCACUAAGGAGCUCUCCUUCAGCAGCAGCCUCUUGGGUUCGAUGCUGAAGUGCCCCGGUCCUGUGGGUCUAGUCCAUACUGCCCUUGUGCUGGAGCUUAGUGCUUAUGUAAGGUUAAAUUCUGGAAUCAGGAAAUGAGCCACGAGCUUUCUUUUCAGACUUCUCCGGCAAACACUUGAGGAGUCACUGGAGACGUUGAUGACUGUAAGUCAUGGGCCUGUGCGGACACCAGGAACACACCCAUCCUUCAGUCAUUUCUCCUAAACGGAGCGUGUACACACUUGUCCCUUGUCUGUGAGUGUGUGUGUGUGUGUGUGUGUGUAUGGGAAUUUAGAGCAAAACACUGGAGGUGACUUGGUCCCAGGUAUUUGGCAGUGGCCAUCGUCAGCCCAGACAUUUAUGAAAGAAAUGCGCAGAUCGAGUGAGGUCUCUGUAUAUUUUGAGUAGUUGUGCUCAACCUACAAGAGCUAUGGUUAAUUUUUUCUUUUUUUUUCUUUUUUUUUUUUCUCGAAAGUCUAGCUUCUACCAAAAAAAUGAAGGGUGAGGAAACGUUUUAUAGAAUAUUAUGCAAAUGUUAGUUGUUUAAGAAUGAUACUACUGGUGUGACUGUUAUUAGAGAUACUAGUCACCACAGCAUCCUCCUGCUCUCUGCUGCAGGGCCUCACCAUGCGAGUGGGCAGGUUGGAUAUUGCCAGGGCUCCCCGUAGCCAGUGCUCAGAUAAUGCAGACUUACAAGCAGCUGAUACGGUGUGGUUACUGAUCCAUCCGAACAGCCACUGACCAGUAUAACACUAUGGGGAAUGCCACCGAAGAGCAGCUCUUUAUCAGUGAUCCCGUCUCCACUGAGGUAGACCAAAUGAGAAGCUGACCUCAUUUGGUAGAUAACUUCUGUGCCAUAUUUGAGUCCUAAAAUCUUCCAGGACUGAUACUUUCUGAAUGAUUUAGUCAUGUUCUUAACCUGGAAUUCUUGGGUCCUUGGAUGUUUGUGGAUUUAUUCUCAGGGUCUAUGAGUCUUCCACCUUCCGUUUGAAAUGCUUCAAUUAAUAGAGGUGGAUCCUGGCUCUUCUGCAUGAUCUCUUUGUAUCUGAGCACUGACAAACAACUUUUGUGUCUGCAUCCUGGUGCCCACGGGAGUGACGAACUUUAUAUCGAACUUUUUAACGUAGCAUGGAUUAGGGUUCAGGGCUAGAGGUCCUCAGACCUGUUGUCAGAUACCAGCACUUAAUCUACCUGAAACCUGCUCCAGUCCAUCCUCUAAGUCAUGACAGACUCCUAGUCUACAAUCCCUCAGCCCCUGCUGAACUCUGGAGGGAACUCACACUACACCCAAAAUCAUGGAUUUGGGACCUUGGAAGAACCGUGGCUAGGGAACCCAUGGUCCAGCCUUCGGGGUCAAAUGGCUUACUCAAGUCUUACAGCUCUUAGUGCGGGAUUUGCAGUCGUGUGUAUCUCCGGCUUUGCCGUCUUGCCACCUGGUUUCACUGUGAGACAGCUUUAUUUAUCCUUUUCCCUGUUGUGAUUUGAACCUGCUUAGAACGUACUUAAACCAACCCUGCCUCUCAUUCUGAACUCUGAAGCCCUGCCAAACAAUUGUAACUAUCUUCCGGUGAAGUACAUGUUGCUGGUGACAAGUUAUUUAACUUUGUUUCUGGUAGGGUCUGGCUCUCCUCAAAAGUCUGCAGUUUGCCUUUAAGGACCUGGUAAGAAUAUCGCAUGUGUGGUAAGGACAUGUUUGUAUCUUUAAACAGCAGCUAAAUUCCUGAAAAUGGAACCCUUUUUAAAAAGUACUAGGAGAAAUUCCUUGUUUAAAGAAAGACUGAUUUGCCAGUAUAAACAACCACUUUGUUUUUUUGUUUUUUUUUUUAAAGAUUUUAUUUAUUUAUUUGAGAGAGAGAGAAUGAGAGAGAGCACAUGAGAGAGGGGAGGGUCAGAGGGAGAAGCAGACUCCCUGCCGAGCAGGAAGCCCGAUGCGGGACUCGAUCCAGGGACUCCAGGAUCAUGACCUGAGCCGAAGGCAGUCGCUUAACCAACUGAGCCACCCAGGCGCCCUUAACAACCACUUUGUAACAUAACUUUUGCAGAUAUGAAUUUUUAAGAGGAUUUUUCCUCUUUUAAAAUUUUUAAAUUGUAUGAAUUUUUACUUUUUAAAUCUAUUUUUGAAUAAAUAAUAUCUUUACAUUGCUCAAAGAGAAUACAAAAAGGUAUUCAAGAUUAGUCUUGCCUGAAUUUCUGUCCCCCAAAUGCCCAGUCCUCCCACCUCUGAAUCCCAGAGGUAAUUUCAGGAUUUCUUAAUGCAGAUGGAAAUACAACAAAUACAAAUAUAUAUGUAUUUUAAAGGAGGCAUUUCUUGAAACAAAGGACAUACACUAUGAAACUCAAAACCCUCAUUUGGUCUCAUUUUAAAUGAUUCUGUAAGAUGCCUGGAAAUACUUGUGCGUCUCUACCAUUGGAAUAACUUUAUGAGUUUUGUGGACUGAGUACCUGUAAAUAGUAGUAAUUGUCUGACCAAUAAAUAAAGGGAUUUUUUUUCCUUUUUA